Recurvomyces mirabilis is the source of this 1122-nucleotide messenger RNA. RefSeq lists its product as uncharacterized. NCBI's taxonomy places the organism in Eukaryota, Fungi, Ascomycota, Dothideomycetes, Mycosphaerellales, Teratosphaeriaceae. The coding region runs from base 1 to 1122 and encodes 373 amino acids. The transcript is spliced from 3 exons. The record is from RefSeq and is a predicted model, not a curated record. Gene Ontology annotation, molecular function: chromatin binding.
AUGCGGACCAAACAGACCGGGCCGAAACGUCCCAAGCACGACGUCAACGACACCCCAAUCAACAGCCCACCAGUCCCAGAUGUGAAGUCGCCAGCCCAACCACAUGAGCUCUCGGACAAGGAACGCGCAAAGCUGAGAGACUUCCUGGACAAAGAUGGGCCCUCGCCGCCAUUCUCGAUCACGACCAUACCUCUCAACAACCCAAAGAAGCGCAAACGCUCCACCACAAAUCUACACACGCAAUCAGAUCUUUUCGAGGAUAGGCUGAGUGUGCAAUAUGAGAUCAAGCCUCUGAAUAAUUGGGAGAGUCUGAGGCGGUAUAAGAAGUUUACGGUCGGCAACGAAUCAAUCGCAGUCGGAGAACACAUCCUCGUCAAGCACGACAUCUCCGAAGACCAAAAAAUCGACAUCGCCGCCCAAUGGAAAGCAAAAGUCCUCGAAGUCCGCGCCCUGGACCCGGAACAUGUCUACAUCAGAGUCGCGUGGCUGAAUCGACCGGAAGACCUGGAUUCUGGAAGAAAGGAUUAUCAUGGACUGAAUGAGCUGAUCCCGACAAAUCACAUGGAUAUCAUUGAUGCGAUGACGGUGAAUGGGAGGUUGGAACUGUAUCACUGGGCGGAGGAGGACGACGAGAGUGCGAUGCCCGGGAUUGGGGAGCAUUUCUGGCGACAGACGUAUGAUUUUGCUGGGACGAAGACGUUCUCGGAACUCCGCCACAUCUGCAUCGACGACCGACCCCAGAAUCCGGACAAGAUGAUUCUCCAAUGUCCCUCGGAAACCUGCGGGAGAUGGAUGCAUCUGAAAUGUAUAGCCGAAGCAGCCGUAGGUCAGACGAGCGACUCACAACAGAAACAGAGCUCGAACGCGAAACGAAAGUCUACGUCGAUGAAGAAAGGCGCGAGGGCGAAGACGCCGGAACUUACUCCGGGCUCGACGGCGCAGGCGAAAGCUUUGAACCAGGCGACGGGAGUGACGGCGGAGGUGUUUGUCAAGGGUUUGCCGGCAGAUGAGAAGGAUGGGGGCCCGCCGGAGGGGAGUACGAGGGUGGUUGUUACCAGGGAGGAUGGGGAGGACGAAGUGACGGAUGUGAAGUGUUUGUUUUGCGGAGCGGCGAUUGAGUAG